Molecule: messenger RNA, 510 nt
Organism: Neurospora tetrasperma FGSC 2508
Lineage: Eukaryota; Fungi; Ascomycota; Sordariomycetes; Sordariales; Sordariaceae
Exons: 2
Coding region: 1-510 (169 amino acids)
Source: RefSeq, a predicted model, not a curated record
AUGAUACAGCCACACUACCUCAACAUCACCACCACCACCACCACCACCACCACAGUCUCCUCCUACUCCUCCUACUCCAGCCUCUUCUCGACACCUACUACCGCCACCGCUGCCACCGAUGCAUCCGGCCUCGUAUCAAACCAACAACCCUCCCAAUCCCUUCCCGCCAUCACCAAUAAUGACCCCGACGCCAACCCCGACGCCAACCCCCUCUUCUCCCCAACCGAAGGUCCCACCCUAACAGCCAUAAUCGACACCGUUCUCGUUCUUGUCUUGAUUACCUUUAUUACCGUGUGUAUUCUACAGUGGUGGCGAGAUCGACAGCGCCGAGAACGCUUCGAACGACAACAACGACGGGAGGUGGAAGAUGUCGAAGAAAGAGAUCUCGAAGAACGAGAAUGCCAUGAUCAUUCUUGGGUUCCUGGUCCUGUUGAUGGAGUCCAGCGCCCGCUUACCGAUGGAGGAUUUACUAAAGAGGGUUUCGAGGGUUUCGAGGGUAGAAGGGUGUAG